GUGGUGAUUGUUGAGUAACUGCUCCUUGUUCCAAAUCAAAACACCCUCUCUCCCAUAUAGGUCGAGCAAAAGGGCAUCACGGGCUGGUCGCCCUUUAUCGCCGCCGUCGAUUUCCUAGGCCAUGUGGAAGCGCGUCGUCCUCGCAAGUCUCGCGGCCCUGCCAGCUGGACUGGCGAGUCCGGGGUCAUCCUCAGCCGCGCUCCUACAAUUACCCGAUUGCGCAAGGAAUUGCUUUGCCGUCGCCAUCCCCAAGUCGACAUGCUCUGCCACAAACGGAACGUGCUUGUGCACAAACCAGGCUCUGCAGAUGGAGGUGACGCUCUGCGUCACCGAGACAUGCACAGUCAAGGAGUUAUUGGUCACCAAAAAUACCACCCUGACAAGCUGCGGCGCUCCCGUCCGCGACAGGUCAAGCGAAUACGUGGUUCUCUCCAACGUUCUCGUCGUCAUCUCCGCGCUUUGCAUCCUCCAACGCUUCGCCUCCAGAUUCUACUGGGAGCUAGGACUUGGCCUCGAUGACUGGUUCAUCCUUCUCACCAUGCUGUGCGGCAUACCUAGCAUGGUCAUCAUCGUCCACGGCGCCGUACCCAACGGCCUGGGCCGCGAUGUGUGGACGCUGACUCCUGAGAAGAUUACGAGUUUCGGCAUGUUCUUCCACGUCAUGACGAUAUUAUAUUUCAGCCAGAUCACGCUGCUUAAAUUUUCCAUGAUCUUCUUAUACCUCCGCAUCUUCCUCGAACACUCCGCCCGCCGAAUUCUCUGGUGCACGCUUGCCUUCAACUGUGUUUUCGGCAUCCUCUUCAUCUUCUUGGCCGUCUUUCAGUGCCAGCCUAUUAGCUACUUCUGGAAAAGGUGGGACGGAGAGCACCAAGGACACUGCCUCGAUAUUAACGCCAUUGCGUGGUCAAACGCAACGAUCUGUAUUGUUCUUGACUUGUGGCUGCUUGCUGUUCCCUUAUCGCAGCUAAGGACUCUCAACCUGGAUUGGAAGAAGAAGGUGGGAGUCGGGAUGAUGUUUUGCGUCGGAACCUUUGUCACUAUCGUCAGUACUCUCCGUCUUCAAGUGGUUAUAAAAUUGGGAUCACAUGCCGAAAACGCUACUUGGGAGUUCAUAGACGUUGUCAAGUGGUCCACCAUAGAAAUCAACGUGGGCAUCAUCUGCGCCUGCAUGCCAUCGCUGCGCCUAGGGAUCGCCCGCCUAUUCCCCAGGGUAUUAGGCACGGUACGGGGGUCCUACGCCAACUACGGUAGCCACAGAAGGAGCGGAGUCACUGGGCAGAGCAACAGGAGCAACAAGAGCAGGCAGUUGGGGACGAGUGCAACGUCCCAUGCGGAGCCGGGCCACGUGGUGGCGGACUCGGGGGGAAUCACUCAACAGAGGACAUAUGCUGUUGAGUUUGGAAAUGUCGACGAUGAGACGCAGUUGGUGCAUAUGAAGGAGCUGGACCGCAAGAGCUCGGGAUCUGACGUCUCAGUAAUUAUUGAGACCGGGCCUAGGACUACGGUUAGAGACCACGUGUAAGAUACUAAUUAAGACAUAAAGUAAUUACGACUAAAAACAUUUGUAAACUAUAGAAUAACGG
Ilyonectria robusta is the source of this 1583-nucleotide messenger RNA. RefSeq lists its product as uncharacterized. The coding region runs from base 122 to 1522 and encodes 466 amino acids. The transcript is spliced from 4 exons. NCBI's taxonomy places the organism in Eukaryota, Fungi, Ascomycota, Sordariomycetes, Hypocreales, Nectriaceae. The record is from RefSeq and is a predicted model, not a curated record.